UAUUCUUUGGGGCCUUUGGGGCCGACUAGCACAUGCCGUUUUAGUUGAUGCCGGCCUGGAGCAUCCAAGAAGGGCAUUAAGGAAGCGCCAUGUCCCACGCCACGUACCAGAACAAAUGGGUGGAGUGCAUGCAGGAGCUCAUGGAGCAGGUACAAAUUGAGUACCUGCCCGUGGACGCCAAGGAAAAUGGCCAGCACUUCGAACCUGGGUUUCAGCACUUUGCGCUGUUGUACAUCAAGUACCUGCAGAUCUACAGGAAACUGGAGGAGUGCCACGACCAGAUGGUGCACCCGCAAAAGCGCGGCAGCAUCAAGAAGGUCUUGAAAAGCACCAUUAUCCGAAUUCUGGAGUUGAAGGAGCAGCUCAUCACCUUCAAUCUGCGGCCCUUGAAUCGCUUCGUCGCCCUCGACGAGGUUCUCACAGACCUCAAACUCAAUCCGGAGACCGUGGAAUGGAAGGUUCCAAGGUACUUCUUGGAUGGGAAGGAGUGCAAAGAAGAGAUUGAGGACAAACAGCACAAGAUUGACCACUGGCUGGGAGUCUUUGGCAUGCCUUUGGAGCCAGAUGACCUGCUGGAUAAGAAAGACCCUUUUGAGGUUGGCCUUACCACAGAUCAGGCGGUGGCCAUUAUCCAGAAGAACGAGCGCGGCCGAAUGAACAUUGUCAAAGCUGACCACCGCGUCCAGUUCUUCAAAGCGUCCAAGAAAGACGCCUCCAAAAAGCAGGAGUCUGCUGAAGAUCCUCUGGAAAGUCAGGUUCUAGCAGCAACCCGCAUUGCAGCGCACUGGAAGCGCAAGGUUGACCGCCGGCGCUUUUUGAAAAUGCGCGAGGAAGAGUUUGAAUUUCUUGGUAUGGCUCCUCCAAAGAAAGAUAAGGGAGAGACUGAUGUGAUUGCCGAGAUGCAAAAGCACAGAGAAAACAGGAAAAAGAUGCAAGAGGACGCCGAUGAUGUGUUUGAAAAGGCACUCAAGCAGCAGCUGGAAUGGCUGCAGAAAAAGAAAGGGGCUGACAUCAAGGCCGAACUCCUUGAAGAACGUCGACAGUGGAUCCUCGAGUACUGUCAGGACCCGGAGCACGGAAAGGAGUUCCCGGAGAAGUUUGAUGCAUUUUACCAGCGCUUUGACCAGAACAAUGAGGAUGAAGAAGGAGACAAAGGAAAAGAUGGCAAGAAAGGGAAGGAUGCCAAAGGAAAAGAUGAUAAAGCCAAGGGAAAAGGAGGAAAGGGUGGGAAGAAAGGGAAAGAUGGCGAUGGAGAGGAGGAGCCUUUGGAGGUUCUGUCCCCAGAUUGUCUGAGGACAACUUAGGAGAAGGAAGAAGCUGAGUUGUGGGGAAUUCUCCACGAUCUUUCAGUUCACAUCACACUCCCUAGAGAAGCUGAGAUGGAGAAUCCCGGGAUUCGGACUAGCUGGCUACCGAGUUCGCUACAGUAGUGGCUACCGAGUUCGCUACAGUAGUGCCUUAAUUCGCCUGGGGGGGGUUGCAGGUGGUGUUCGACAGAAGAGACCCUUACGACGGAAGAGACCAAAGGGGUAGACGAGUCCAUUUGGCGUCAAGUCCAUUUGGGGGUUUUACACUACCAAUCUGUUGCUUUCCGAUCCCCAUUCACCACGGGCCACGUGGGGGUUGUGGGGAGAGCCCUGAAAAGCCAUUUCGUCAGCGGUGAAUUGAUGCAAACGCCGAGGAUUUGGGGGGAGACCGUACUUAAUUGGAGACCUCUAGGGUUUUUGAAGAACCAGGGUGGACCUUGCUUUGCCCUCGCCGCAAUCGUCAGCUGGCUCACAGAAGAUGUGGA
Durusdinium trenchii is the source of this 1792-nucleotide messenger RNA. Lineage: Eukaryota; Dinophyceae; Suessiales; Symbiodiniaceae. The record is from the annotation of a GenBank genome assembly.